Messenger RNA from Ochotona princeps (American pika), 826 nucleotides. It is a transcript of the gene PRND, whose product is annotated as prion like protein doppel. The record is from RefSeq and is a predicted model, not a curated record. Gene Ontology annotation, biological process: protein homooligomerization; intracellular copper ion homeostasis. Gene Ontology annotation, cellular component: membrane. The coding region runs from base 145 to 681 and encodes 178 amino acids. The transcript is spliced from 2 exons. Lineage: Eukaryota; Metazoa; Chordata; Mammalia; Lagomorpha; Ochotonidae. Gene Ontology annotation, molecular function: copper ion binding.
AGGACUUCCAUAUUUGGACAGCAGCUGGGGAGGCCACCUCCCCCAUCAGCUCCCAUAUAGCUGGGCCAGCGGCUGCUGAGGACCCCCGCAGCUCCCAGUCCCCCAGAGGCAGCUCCCAGCCAAGAGCCCAAGGUUCUGACAACGAUGAGGAAGCAUCUGGGAGGGUGGGGCUUGGCCAUUGUUUGCGUCCUGCUCUUCAGCCUUCUGCCCACAGUCAAGGCGAGAGGCAUAAAGCACAGGAUCAAAUGGAACCGCAAGGCACUGCCCAGCACAGCCCAGAUCACAGAAGCACGCGUGGCUGAGAACCGCCCUGGAACCUUCAUCCGGCAGGGCCAGAAGCUCAGCAUCGACUUCGGGCCAGAGGGCAACAAGUACUAUGAAGCCAACUACUGGCAGUUUCCCGAUGGCAUCCACUACGACGGCUGUUCUGAAGGCAAUGUGACCAAGGAAGUGUUCGUGGCCAAGUGCAUCAACGCCACGCAGGCGGCCAACCAGGGCGAGUUUUCCCGGGAGAAGCAGAACAAGUUGCACCAGCGGGUCCUGUGGCGGCUGAUCAAGGAGCUGUGCUCCAUCAAGCACUGUGACUUCUGGUUGGAAAGGGGGGCUGGAUUUCCAGUCACUGUGGGCCAGCCCAUGGUGGUGCUGUGCCUGCUGAUUUUCACCUGGGUCCUGGUGAAAUAGAUGGCAAGGAGGUGGGUGAUGAUGAGGGGUAGCGUUCCUCCUUCCCCACCCCUCAGCCCAUGGCAUUCUGAAGGUACCAGGAACUGAAUUCCUCAGUGCGUCGACGAUCACAACCAGGUGUUUGCUUGUCCCUGGUAAAUGUGUG